AAAAGUGUGGUUAGGUGAAUGGCAUUGGAUGAGUUGUUGUUUCUUUGUUAUGAUGUUAUUUUGGUGUAUUUGUGCGUUCAUCCACUAGCUUCGUCUACAGUUUUGCACGUGUUUUUCUCAAGGGGAUCAAAAGAAAUAAUUCUGUAAUGGAAUAAUUUAGUGACAUUCAUUGAUAUUGAAUUGAAUCAAUUAUAUAGUGUGUUCUUAUUCAACCUUCAGAAUGGAAAGCUUAUUGAGUAUAUUGCGUCGUUUUAAACGCGACGUAAAUAUUUUGGCGAAAGAUGAAUAUACCUACUUCGGAGAUAUUUGCAUGAUGCUCAGCUGGAAAUAUCCAUAUUACACUCUAACGAAUUUUAUCGUUUUGAAUUUUUUCUUAUGGCUGGCAGCAUAUUCUCAAUUUCAAUUACUAGGUCUUAUUUUUACCAUAAUCUUGAUAAAGUUUCUUUAUCAAAAUACACUUGGCUUUCAAAUGAAUACACAAUCAUUUUCUGCGAAUCAUGAGGAAUUUCUUGAUAAAUUUAGGAAUCUCAUAACAAGCAUUUCUCUGUACAGAAAUGAUAAUCCAUCAGAGUUUUGUGUGAUGAUGUCAUUGUUCUUUUUUAUAUUGGCUUACAUUGCAAGUAUUUUUUCUGGAGUGCUUUUGAGUUUCUUUAGCUUAUGGUGUAUUUUUCUCACACCAUUGGCUUAUGCAAAUAUGCCGCCUAAUAUGAAAGAGAAGUUGGAAAAUGUUUUAUCUACUCUUGGAAGAUUUCAAGCAACUAUUCAGGAAGAAGAUUUGUUUCCUCUUCCAGUAGAAAAUAAUGACAAUGAAGAUUUGGAGAGUUUGGGUACAGACAGAACUGCAGAUUCUGUAACUAAUUCUUUAAUCAGUGGAAUGAGUUCCAUGCCUUCUUUUCUUGACGCUGAAGACGAUAAUGAAAUAAUGGAAGAGGACUUGAUGCCAAUCAACCCAUCCCAAAAUCAUGAACUCUCCCCUAACUAUGCAGAACUUUCUACUGAUUCUGAAUCUGAAAUUAAGGAUAUUGCUUUCAAAGAAUCCCAAUUCAGCAGGGGAAGUUCAUCUGACGAGGAUGGUGCUUUUGAAGAGGGUUUACGUUUUGAGGAAACUCAAAAUCAAUCUCAGCAAGAACCUAAAGGUUUAGUCCAUAAUAUUGUAGAUUAUGUGACGUCAACUGGAGGCUUCCAAUUACCAAAUUUUUUUAACAAUGCUACAACUAGCAUGCAAAGUACAGGAAACAAAAAUAUUUCUAGAGAAAGUAGCACUAGUGAGGAGGAUUUUGAGAUAAUCGAUGCGAAUGAACUGAAACAAUAACUAUCAAUUUUUUGAUCUAUUUGUGAUAUGAUUUUAUUCUUAAUUUUAUGUGUUUUUACUUUGUGAUAGUAUUGUGUGGAUUUCUUUUAGUAACUGGUAUGUUCUACUUUAUUUAUGUGUAACAUGUAUUUAAUUUUUUUAAAUAUACUAAGUAAAGUCUUUUUACCUCA
Coccinella septempunctata (seven-spotted ladybird) is the source of this 1482-nucleotide messenger RNA. Its product is annotated as reticulophagy regulator 1-like. Bases 221 to 1312 code for a protein of 363 amino acids. NCBI's taxonomy places the organism in Eukaryota, Metazoa, Arthropoda, Insecta, Coleoptera, Coccinellidae. The transcript is spliced from 5 exons. The record is from RefSeq and is a predicted model, not a curated record.